UACUUUUGAAACAACAGUGUGCAAUCUGGUGCCCUUUGAUUUGUGUACAAGUAUUCAAAAUGACGAUGCUGUUCUGGCCUUGUUCAGCAGGUCCACACAUGACGGCAGAGGCAACAGGCUGACACUGUGAAGAAAGAAGAGAAGAUAUUUCUCCUGCAGACACGCAAUCAUCUGCAUCAUCUCCACCACAAGGAUGCUGGCUGUGUCUUUACUUGUUUGUGCCACAAUGGCUCUGACUAGAGCUAAUGGUGACGAAAACUUGUCUGCCAACAUAUCUUGUCCCACUAACUGGACUCAGCAUGAUGAUCGCUGUUUCCACUUUGUUGACACUACAUGGACUUGGGCUCGGGCUCAGAAACACUGUCAGUCCAAGGGUGGAAACCUUGCAUCAGUGCACAGUGUUGCAGACAUUUUGGAGAUACAGUGGAUUAUACAUAACAACACUAAGAAGACUCAAGUAUGGAUUGGAGGCACAGACUGCCAAGAGGAAAAUGCUUGGUUAUGGGCUGAUGGUACACAUUUCAAGUUCACUUACUGGUGUCCAGGAAAACCGGACAAUCCCCUAAAACAUUGCUGUCUACAGAUUUCUUCCAGAGAUGGCACAUGUUGGGAAGACUCAUUGUGUUACCAGCUCCUGCCAUCAAUCUGUGCCAAAACCCUCCAGUGACACCUGAACUGACACAGAGGCAUGCACUACCAUCAAACAAACACUUGGUGGAUGUGCGAUUGUGUGUAUUUUUGUGUACUCAUCUGUGUUUGUGUCAACAGUCUCAUGAAGUCUCUAUAAUACUAUAGAGAAACAAGUGCUAUAGAGAAACAAGUGGCUUUAAUAAGAGGAGAUUGAAUGAUCAUUAAUGAUUACACCUUAUUCUGGUGAGUGGAUAUAUUAAAUUCAAAGGCUGAAUCAUUGAAA
Molecule: messenger RNA, 913 nt
Organism: Siniperca chuatsi (mandarin fish)
Lineage: Eukaryota; Metazoa; Chordata; Actinopteri; Centrarchiformes; Sinipercidae
Product: type-2 ice-structuring protein-like
Exons: 7
Coding region: 194-667 (157 amino acids)
Molecular function (GO): signaling receptor activity
Source: RefSeq, a predicted model, not a curated record